AUGAGGAAGGUCCACAUGGUGUCUGUUUCCACCGCUCUGGUUUGCGCUGCCGCCCUCCUGGUGAGGAGGCUCUCCACCGGCGGAAAGAGUUGGACUUCCCAACGUGACUCCUCCACCUUCAGCUCUCGCCAACGCGAACGGCUGCUGCGGGAGAUCGCAGGACGAGUCGAGGACAUUCUCAGCCUCCGAGAGGCUGGAGCUCACCCGCCCUCCGCGGCCGCCCAUCAGCCGCAGGAGGAACCCUCCCCGAGAGGAAGCUCUCGGGCUGAUGGCGGCGUUGCCCUCCGCGCGUGGCGGGACGCGGCGGAGAGAGCCGUCGGGAACCUGACUCGGGGGACCAUCGGGUGCAGCGACCUGAGACAUCUGACAGGGGUCCGGUUCCUGGGCUCCGGUGACACCAAAACCGUCUCCAAAGGGGAACUGGAGGACGGCACCGGCGUCGCCCUGAAGUCGGUCAACGGCCGAGGGGAGGAGGUCGGGCGUUGUGUCCGGCGAUAUGGACUGACCCGAGGCUGUCACUCUCUGGCCGCCUGCAAGAUUGUCAAAGAGAUCGCUUUGCUCCAAAGGCUUCGGCAUCCCAACAUCAUCCAGUGGUUUGGGCAAUGUUACAAUGAUAGAUUGGAGGAUGUGGCUGUGAUUACAGCAGUUCUGGAGCUGGGAACCCCUGUCGAGAUGAUUCAGCUUUUGCAAACACCCUGGGAAGAGCGCUUUCGGAUUUGCUUGAAUCUGAUAAAUUUGCUCCAUUAUUUGGCUCACUCACCUCUGGGAUCAGUGGUUUUGCUGGAUUUUCAUCCUCGCCAGUUUGUCAUUGUGAAUGGAGAGCUCAAAGUGACCGACUUGGAUGACAUCAGUACAGAAGAGCUUUCGUGUAAGGAAGAUAGUGAUUGCACACUGGCAUUCCCCACCAGGAACUUCAACCUUCAAUGUUCAACAGAGGAGAAAUGUCAAGGAAUAAAUGAAAAGAGAAACCUUUAUAAUGCAUUCAGAUACUUUUUCAUGUACUUGCUGCCGCACAGUGCACCGCCUGCCUUAACACCUCUUCUGAAUGACAUUAUGAAUGCAACAGAAGACCUCCGAUAUGGAAUUAAUAAAACGCUAGAGAUGUUUGGAGAAGUGUUGGAUAUAUACAAAUCUGGGCUGUAUCGUAUCAAUCGUUCUCAGAGCUAUCUGAAAGAUUAUAAAGUAGUUCAGGGAUUUCACGUUCAAGGAAACUGUGACUAUAAAUGUUGGCCAUCGUACAACCACCAGCGAUGUUUGCUGUCAGCCCACGAUGUAGAAGAGGCUGCAACCAUUUGCCAUUCCCAUCGACAAUGCCAAAGUUUUGUUAUUACUCAGCAGACAACAUGGACUGGACGAAUCUUGACAUUGUUCCAAAGCUGCAUCAAUCUGAUACAAGAUACUAACUCAACUGUCUACAUGAAGUCUAGUAGCUUAAAGGCACCUCUGUGAAGAAGCAACAGAUCAUAAGAAAAGCUUAUCUAGAAAGAAAUCUGAGACUUAAUUAUGGCUUCAGGAAUUAAAUCCUAUUUCAGUUAUUUGCACUACAACUGUUUGUUUAAUAUGCCAGCAACUAAACCACAGAUUCUUGAAUUAGAUAUGAACAUAGAAUUAUUGGAUCUCUUCCAGGGAAGGAUCACCAGUCAGGAGAUGCUUGCCAAAAUAUUCAGUGUUAUUCCUCAAGUAGGUUUACUCUGCAAUUUUGUAAUGGUAGUAUUGUGAAUUUUGCAACUUUAAAAGCUUUCCAGGAGAGAAGCACUCCUUAAUAUGUGGAGGGGGCGGACCACCGUAUCUGUAAUUUAAGGAGAUUUUAUAUGUUGCUCAUGGAGUAGUGAUGGACAAGAGAAAUUCUUAUAGGUACUGUGUAGCAAACAUAACUGAAAAUGUACUGACCUUGUAGGUUACACUUGUACUUUCAAUGAAAGAAUGUAAUACAUCAACAUUUUUUUAAAAAAAGAAUAAAAUUACAAU
Messenger RNA from Callorhinchus milii (elephant shark), 1968 nucleotides. RefSeq names its product extracellular tyrosine-protein kinase PKDCC-like. NCBI's taxonomy places the organism in Eukaryota, Metazoa, Chordata, Chondrichthyes, Chimaeriformes, Callorhinchidae. Gene Ontology annotation, molecular function: non-membrane spanning protein tyrosine kinase activity; ATP binding. The record is from RefSeq and is a predicted model, not a curated record. The coding region runs from base 1 to 1449 and encodes 482 amino acids. Gene Ontology annotation, biological process: protein phosphorylation. The transcript is spliced from 7 exons.